UAAGGAAUUUAGCUUCUGUUUCUUUAAAGCCAGUCUAGUUUAUAUUCACCUACCAGAAGAGAAAGAGAGCCAUCAUUCUAAAGAAAAAAGAGCUACCAAAAACAAAAGAAGAGAGAUUGCACAAAAGGGCUCUGUCCAUACAGCAAUGGCUACACAGAAACAGAGUUUGGAUCAGCAACAGUCUCAGAUUCAACGGGUUAAGAACUCUGGACUUAUCAGUCCUGGAAAGGAUGACAAAGAGGAGGAGAUGUCAAGAUCCGCAUUGGCUUUGUUUCGAGCUAAAGAAGAAGAGAUUGAGAAGAAGAAGCUUGAAGUGAGAGACAAAGUUUGUGCUCAGCUAGGAAAAGCUGAAGAAGCAACUAGACGCUUAGCUGAGAUUCGAGAAGAGCUGGAAGCUUUGACUGAUCCGAUGAGGAAGGACGUGUCAGUUGUACGUAAGAGGAUUGAUACAGUAAACAAGGAGUUAAAGCCUCUGGGGCAAAGCUGCCAAAAGAAGGAAAGGGAAUACAGAGAAGCCCUUGAAGCUUUCAACGAGAAGAACAAGGAAAAGGCUCAACUUGUCAGCAAGCUGAUGGAAGUAAGUAAAUUGGUGAGUGAAAGUGAGAAACUAAGAAUGAAGAAGCUUGAAGAGCUGAGCAGAAACGUUGAACUCCUGAAAUAAACAGUGAUAAAUGCCAACUGGGUUGUGUGUUAUGUAAUUAGAAUCAUAAUGAUUUUCCAUUAGUUUGUGAUGAUUUCUGUUUUGUGUAUUAAUUUUGUUUUUUGAUUGCGGUUCCAUGGUGGAGUCUCGCUGAUUUAGGGAAAGAAACAUCCAGCAGGUUUGACAGUACCAGAGACACAUGUCGUUGUAUUCAUUAAUGUGAGACAUAUCUUUUUUAGUCUUGAAAGUAAAGUUGCAUUGCAAACCAUUAAUAUUUUCUAUUA
Messenger RNA from Pistacia vera, 924 nucleotides. RefSeq lists its product as uncharacterized. The coding region runs from base 146 to 661 and encodes 171 amino acids. NCBI's taxonomy places the organism in Eukaryota, Viridiplantae, Streptophyta, Magnoliopsida, Sapindales, Anacardiaceae. The record is from RefSeq and is a predicted model, not a curated record. The transcript has 4 exons.